Messenger RNA from Sphaeroforma arctica JP610, 1299 nucleotides. RefSeq lists its product as hypothetical. The transcript is spliced from 11 exons. Gene Ontology annotation, biological process: acyl-CoA metabolic process; palmitic acid biosynthetic process. Gene Ontology annotation, cellular component: extracellular exosome; nucleoplasm; cytosol. Gene Ontology annotation, molecular function: long-chain fatty acyl-CoA binding. The record is from RefSeq and is a predicted model, not a curated record. The coding region runs from base 1 to 1203 and encodes 400 amino acids. NCBI's taxonomy places the organism in Eukaryota, Ichthyosporea, Ichthyophonida.
AUGUUCGCUCUCCUCACAGCAGAGCGGUUGCUAGGUGGCCUUCGCUUCUUGGCACUAAAACGACCAGCUUUUGUUUCUACGCUCAGAGCAGCGUUGUUACAGCCAGAAGUGGUCAGCGCCCUCGCGCACGGAAAACGAACCAAAUCCAAUGCCGUCGAGGAUGUGCAUAUACACAGGGAAGAGAUUCUCGGACGCGGGGUGCAGAUUUGUCAGGUGUUGGGUCCCGGAGAUUCGAACCCAGCGGGCAACGUACAUGGGGGCGUGGUGCUGAAGUUGGCUGAGUCUGCAGGGUACUUGGCAGUGGCAAGACAUUGCAAUGCAAACAGAACAGACGAUCAACCGCUGGUGCCAUACUCUGCGCGUAUGGAGAAGAGCGCGUUCAUCAACCCCAUGUAUUUAGGCCAGUGUGCGGUUGUGAAUGCAAAGGUCGCCUACGCUUCAAAUCGGACUGUGCAGGUGCACGUGGACGUUUGGGCCGAGAACUUACUGAGCGGACACCUCACUCUGUGCAAUCAGGCACGUAUCUGGUACGUAGCGUUUAGGGCAGGAAAAGACUCCGAAGUACCGCAGCGCGUGCCGCCUGUAGUGCCCAUCAAUGACGACGAGAAGCAAGCGUAUGCCGAGGGUCAGAAGGAGCAUGCCACAGCCAAGUCCCUGAAGCACAUCCAGCCGGUUGUCAGCGAUCUCGAGGACUACCGUAGGGGUCUGGGUCGCGAGACGCACCUGAAUGACGGAGACACGCGGACGGUGGGAUGGUCGUUCACUGAGCUGGCUCAGAUGGUGUGCCCCUCACACUGCGAAGACAACAAAGCCACAGCCGGCGUCAUCAUGAAACUCAUGGACACGUGUGCGGGCAUUGCGGCCGUGAGACACGCGCGUAGCAAUGUGGUGACGGUAGCGCUGAGUCAGAUGGAGUUUUUCAAGCCCAUUAAUUUGGGAGAAAUCAUGUCUGUGAGUGGGCGGAUAACGUAUGUGAGCGAGCGGAGCAUUGAAGUGGAAGUCAUUGUCACUGCGUACGCACCCAUCGAAACCCGCAAAACCGAUGCCAAGGUCCGCUGUGUCUUCUCGAUGGUCCCGUUGGCAUGGCAUGGGGGCGCCCUAACCAUUCCCAAGCUUCAACUACUGACAGACGAAGAGAAGGUGCGGUUUCUCAGAGGAGAAGAAAGGUACAAGGCACGCAGAACCGUAAGCGCCGCUGCAUAGAGUAUGACCGGGGGCUUGUAAAUGGUUUCCGGAUGGUACAAUUUGCGGGGAGGUUUCUAUGAGGGCCAUUUGGCACGAAAUAGAUGGAUAGGAGUG